Messenger RNA from Fraxinus pennsylvanica, 438 nucleotides. NCBI's taxonomy places the organism in Eukaryota, Viridiplantae, Streptophyta, Magnoliopsida, Lamiales, Oleaceae. The record is from the annotation of a GenBank genome assembly.
AUGCUUAAUCUUCAUCACUCAAUUUCUCCUCCGGCAAUUGCACCCUCUUCCUUUCAUAGCAAUAAGCAGCAGAAAUCAAUCUCUUUCUGUAGAUUCAGAAUAUGGGAGAGUGGUGAACUGAAGAAAAUCAGACGAAUUGGUGGCUUUAAUUUUGUGAAUGCAGUGGAGAAAGACUCGGAGUUCGAGGUUGAUCCAGAUAAGGCCCGUGAAGCUUUGAGAAAGCUUGAUGAACAGAUUCAGUCUCUUUCCAAAAAACAAGUCGAUCCUCCCAAAAUUAGAGCUUCAAGCCUUGGUCGUCCAAGUCGUGAAAUGAAAGAAGAAACUACAGAUUUCACAGGAUCCUUUUUAGCCUACUUAGCUUUUGAUUGUUCAAUUGACCAUUUCCAAGCCUACCGUAAGAUAGGCUCACGAGCUGGAAUAGACCACAGAGAAACGUGA